Prunus armeniaca (apricot) is the source of this 372-nucleotide messenger RNA. Lineage: Eukaryota; Viridiplantae; Streptophyta; Magnoliopsida; Rosales; Rosaceae. The record is from the annotation of a GenBank genome assembly.
AUGAAAAAGAAGGUGGUGAACAUACCUCAUCCACAAAGGAAGAGGGUGAAGACAGCCGUUGCUUCAAAGGGUCAAAUUCUCAUACCACAAGGGACAGUCCCGAAACCUCAAGAUCAAUCGAGGCCCUAUGUGGGUCCAUUGACUCGUUCUAAAUCUCGAGACAUGAUGGGGAUGAUUGUUCCUGAGUCAUCCAGUCUAAACUCAGCUCGCUUGGAUGAUUAUUUACAAUGGAAUCCUCUCUAUGAUGAUCCCGUAUCUCAGACUCAAGAGAAUGAUUGUAUAGCAUCCCAAGGGACCAAACUUCAUGAGGGAUUGGAAAGCAUGCAAGUCAUGAUGACUGGUUCUUCCAAUACUGAGGACCAGUUACCUUAA